Messenger RNA from Schistosoma turkestanicum, 211 nucleotides. The record is from the annotation of a GenBank genome assembly. Lineage: Eukaryota; Metazoa; Platyhelminthes; Trematoda; Strigeidida; Schistosomatidae.
ACAAAAUGAAAUUAAUUUACACACUCCUCCAAAAUAUGCGACUGAUUUGGAUAAAGAAGAUUUAGAACUGAUUCAUGAUUUUGGAAGUUUGUCAACUCAACAACUAAUGGAUAAAAUUAAACAUUUACAAAAUUUAGCUUAUCAAGUUGGAUUAGAAGAAGCAAAAGAAAUGACUCGUGGGAAAUUUUUAAAUAUUCUUGGAAAACGCUGA